AUGGAAACCCCCUCCAUAGCCAAGGUGAGCCUAAAACUCCUCAUUGACACCAAGGAAGAAAGAAUCCUCUUCGCGGAAGCAGAGAAAGACUUUGUCGAUUUCCUCUUCAACCUUCUCCAUUUGCCCGUUGGAACCGUGGUAAGGCUCCCCACGGCGGAACUAAGUGAUCAACAAACCAUGGCGGGCACUCUCGGCAACCUCUACGACAGUGUCCGAAACCUGAAGGAAACCUACUUCCAGUCUAACCAAACCAGAGACUUUCUCCUGAAACCGAAAGUCCCGUUCUCUGCCACACAAGUACUUCCCCUCUUACGACUCGAGGGCGGCACAUCCGCCGCUAAAACGUAUUACACUUGCCCGACCAACGGCAACGCCUUCAGCAAAAACGGUUUCCAUAGCGCGUACCAAUUCCACGAAUAUUUCUCGGAUAAUGCCCGUGCCGUUUGUCCCAGUUGCAGCAACAGUUUGUCGAAGGAGAUUUCUAGCAUUACAAUGCUGAACAAACUUAUGGCCCGUUUGGAUGGAGGAUUUGAUUUUGGGUGGAUAUGUAAUGAGGGUGGAUAUGCAACGAGGGGUGAUAAGUAA
Rhododendron vialii is the source of this 585-nucleotide messenger RNA. RefSeq lists its product as uncharacterized. The transcript has a single exon. The coding region runs from base 1 to 585 and encodes 194 amino acids. The record is from RefSeq and is a predicted model, not a curated record. NCBI's taxonomy places the organism in Eukaryota, Viridiplantae, Streptophyta, Magnoliopsida, Ericales, Ericaceae.